Messenger RNA from Tetranychus urticae (two-spotted spider mite), 2307 nucleotides. The record is from RefSeq and is a predicted model, not a curated record. Lineage: Eukaryota; Metazoa; Arthropoda; Arachnida; Trombidiformes; Tetranychidae.
AUCUUAAAAGUUAACGUUUCUUAGGCUUUAUAUUGUUUCUUGAAUAACUAAAGUGUAACAUCUGUGAUAAUUUGACUAUUUUAAAAGCUUUAAUUUUUUAAGAUCAAGAUAUAAUAACUUUGAGUACUUUGACUUUUACAGUUUCACGAGAAGAUAUUAAUAGUUUGUCCGAGAAAGUUUGGUUAAAAUAUUCAAAUUACACUUGAGUGAAAUCAUCUUAAAUGUAGAUUAAUAAGUUUACUUUUAUUCAAGUUUCGCUUUAUUCUUCGUUUCAUCUCCAACAUCAUAAUCAUGCCUUUUUAUACAAAAAUAGGAAACUUUGCCGCUGUAACUUGGUGUUCAUUUGGUUCUGCUCUAAUCGGCUUGUUCCUGAUGUUGAUUGGCGGAAUCCUCACUGGUAUUGCUUACACAGAAAUUACUCCACCCGAUUACGAUGACAAUUACAAGAGGUAUAUUGGAUCAAAUGUAUUAAGAGUUGUCGGACCCUUUUCGUUUGGAUUUGGAGGGUUACUCGUUUUUGGUAGCUGUGGCUUGUUUACAUUUGCUUUUGUAAGUGAAAGUCGGAAACAUCGAGGAAGCGCUGGACACAUUAAUUACGAUUCAAGAAUCGUAGAGCCCGAAGUGGAGAAACUUCAGAAUCCAUGAAUGGAUUACUAAUACAGCUUUUUUAUUCCGAUGAAGGAAAACAUUUAAUUUAUCAUUUUAUGAUGGAAACCAUCAACAUUUGGCACUUCUAUUGACGCUUGUUUUAAUCCAACAAUGAACCAUUGAAAGGAGGAAGGCCAAAACUGCCUAGAAAGAACUGCCUUAUUUUUUGUUAUGAACAUAUCAGAUGCGAAAUUUUAUACUGAUUGUAUGCAUUUUUUCAAAUAAUUUUUCGUUCGUUUUCGAGAUAUCAUGAAAAAACGUUAGAAAUGAAUGAAAAAGUACCACAAUAAUGCAAGGUGAAAUCACCCUAGUAACCAAUUUUCCAGAUGUAAAAUUAAAUUUUGAUUCCAAUGAAGUGAUCCCCCUCUGAUCUGACACCCCGCAAAACUGGCCAUUUCCACAAAAAAUCUUCGCAAUAAUCAAAUUAUCGAAAUAAUGGCCAGUUUUGGAGUUGAGUGUCAGAUCAAAAUAAAUCACUUCAUUGGAAUCAGAAUUGAAUUUUACAUCUGAAAAAUUGAAUCCUAGCCUGGUUUCAACUUUGGUUCCUGUGACGCUUGUCCCCAUGCAUUUUUAAUGUUUUUUCGUGUUUUCCCGAAAACUAGAAAUUAUUUCAAAAAAUGGAUUGAAUAAAUGAAAUCAGUAUAAAAUUUUGCAUAUGUUCAUUUCAAAAAUAUUCCUCGCUAGGCAGUUUUCCCUAUUCUUAUGGUCUUCAUCCUUUAAUAUCGAAAGCUACCUCACUUUGAUUACUGAUUUGACAACUGUUUUGAUAAUAUUACUUAACCCUGAAUAGCAUUUGGAUUGUCAGGUAAUGUUGAUUAGAGAAAUAAACUCAGUGAGUUGAAUGAUGAACUGAUUUCGAAAGCCCAUCUGGAUCUUCAUUUGAUUGAUAGAAAUGCUCUCUCUGAAACGCAAAUUCUUUUUUCUAUUUCUCUGGCUUUCAAAGCGUAAAAGUUAUUAUCUCUUAUUUUUUUCAUAUUGUGCAUUCCUAAUUAUGAAUUUCAACCCUUGUAACGUUGUGGGCUUUAUUUUGAAUGAGUUAUCGUCACAGUUUCCUGGUCUUAAUGCGUCUUCACCAAAUAUAGUGGAAAAAGACUUUGCUAAUGCUUUAAUAAGCCAAAUUAAAGCCAGAGCCUCAUCUAGAUUAGAAGUUGAUGAAGAAAUUUGUCUGGACAUAGACGAACAAAGUGAUAAUGAAGAAGAACAAUUAUCCUCUCAAUCAACAUCUCAAUCAUCAAGUCAGCAAACCAGCUCAUCCUCAAGUCAAGAAGCAGGGCCAAGUAAAAGAAUCGCAAUUGACCUACGAAUGACGGAUGCUCGAAGAACUGAAAUUGCAGCUUAUGCAAGGCGAUAUUCAUUUGCUAAAGCAGCUACAAAGUUUCAUAAAAAUAAGCGUGAAAUUCAAGCAAUUGUUGAAUUGGAAAAGAAAGGUGGAUCACGACAUUCGAAGUGCAAGAAAAUAAAUGAUUAUUGUAGAUUUAAAUUUUUGCAAGGUAGAGAGAAUGGAGAUAUCAUCCAUUAUUGGCACAUAAAGUCAUGGGCAUUGGAAAAAGCGAGAGAAAUUGAUUUUGCUGAUUUUCGUGCUUCAAGCUGGUGGAUAGCUGAAUUUAAAGGAAUAACAGAAUCGUAAGCUGUAAAAUCACCAGAUUUACUACCAGAUGU